Acanthoscelides obtectus is the source of this 1532-nucleotide messenger RNA. Lineage: Eukaryota; Metazoa; Arthropoda; Insecta; Coleoptera; Chrysomelidae. The record is from the annotation of a GenBank genome assembly.
AUUAACAUAACAACAUCUUAAGGUCAGGACAGUUUACGCUGAACACUGCUUCGCGCCUCACAUACUUGAUUUGAAAUGCGCCUCUUGAUAAUCGUGAUUUCGCUGUUGAUUGGUGUACAAAGUGAGUUUGUGGUUCCGGAUGCCAAAGUUGAGGUGCUUCCAAAAGGAUUCAGAGUGUCCAUACCAGAUCAGGAGGGUAUCAAGCUGUUUGCUUUUCAUGGCAAACUGAAUGAAGAAAUGGAAGGAAGAGAAGGAGGUACAUUUUCCAGGGACAUUAUCAAGCCAAAAAACGGUAGAUGGACUUUUGUGGACAAAAUUACGAAGUUGAAAAAAGGCGAUAUUUUGUACUACUGGACUUACGUGGACUAUUUUGAUGGAAAAAAUAAACUCGGUUAUACUAAUGAUGACCAAAAGUAUAUUGUGAACGUGGAUGAUACAUCGGAAAUAAAUUAUACUGACGUAACUCCACACGUAACUCCCCAAAUCGAUGUUAGAGGAACAUGUACUGUACCAGUGACAGAAACUGAAGGACCAGUUUGUGCAGGCGCUUUAAUUUUUGAAGACACAUUUUCCCAUUUGGAUGAUGGUAAAUGGACUGUGGAACAACGAUACGCUGAUGCACCGGAUUAUGAAUUCGUAAUGUACAUGAAAAGGCCAGAAACUGUUGGAGUAGAAGACAGUAACCUUAAGAUAAAACCUGUAAUAUCAGACCAAGUAUUUGGAACUAAUUUUGUCUAUUCUACUAAGGGAUACGACUUCGGGGACAGUUGCACUGGAGUAAAAGAAUCUGUGGAAUGCAAGAAGAAAUACAGGAGUCCAUUCAUAUUACCACCAGUGAUCUCGGCUCAAUUGUCAACUAUAAACAGAUUUUCUUUUAAAUACGGUAAAAUAGAAGUAAGAGCCAAGUUGCCCAAAGGCCAAUGGAUUUAUCCAGAAUUAUAUCUAACACCCUCAAGCGAUGCAUAUGGAACCAAGCAUGAUUGUAGCAUUAGGAUUGCUUUUACUGACGGUCAGAAUAUGCGUGACUUGAAAGGGGGUCCUAUAGUGAAGUCUAGCACAACGAAUAAGAUGUUUAGUCCAAAAGAAACCAGUUCUAAUCAAGACUGGUGUGAUAACUUCCACAUAUUUGGAGUAGAGUGGACCCCAGAAAAAAUAUGUAUGUACGUAGACAGAGAAGAAUACGGUGUGGUUUAUCCCCCUGAACAGGGUUUCCUCAGUUUGAUCGGUAGGUCAAGUUCGAGUUCAUCUAGAAUGGCUCCAUUUGAUCAGAAGAUGUAUAUAACAGUAGGAGUUGGUGUGGGAGGACUAGUGUAUCCUGAUGCGUCGAACUACCCUUUAAAACCUUGGAUAAAUGGUGAAACACAAAGCGUCAAGAAAUUUUACAAUGCAAAGGAUCAUUGGUUAAAGACUUGGAGUGACAAAUCUGUACUUGAAGUUGAUUACAUUAAAGUUUGGGCGUUAUGAAAAAAAAACUGUCAGUAACACAAUAAUCAAAUCCAAGCGAAUAACCAAAAUUUCUGUGUUAUGUGCCG